Anneissia japonica is the source of this 5663-nucleotide messenger RNA. Its product is annotated as pregnancy zone protein-like. The coding region runs from base 174 to 5006 and encodes 1610 amino acids. Gene Ontology annotation, molecular function: endopeptidase inhibitor activity. Gene Ontology annotation, cellular component: extracellular region. The transcript is spliced from 32 exons. The record is from RefSeq and is a predicted model, not a curated record. Lineage: Eukaryota; Metazoa; Echinodermata; Crinoidea; Comatulida; Comatulidae.
UUGAGUGGAGUGGAUAAUCCAUAAAAUAAUGCUGACGUUGUUUUUCAUAUCCGGGUGACAAUAGACGAUGUUACUUCGAGGUUACCGAUAAGUAUAUAAGGACGACUUGGAGAGUUUUGAAGUUAUUCGAGUCAGAUUGCUGUUGGUAACGAAGAGUAGGGCAUCUCUUCAAGAUGAAGUUUUAUCGAUAUCACUUGGUAAUAGUGUUAUUAUAUUCCAUUGUGCAAUGUUCACUUAGUCAGAAUGUAACCAUGAUAUAUGAGGAGGUUACUGAAGUUGCGACUGCUGAAGCCGAUGAAAUGGAUGAACUACCAUCGAUGUCUGCAGUGGAACCUAGUUCAGAUGAUGACGUUAAAGACAUUCAGCCUAUUAGUAGUUGGAUAGACAAAAUUGAAACAAAAUCUGUCGGUGAUGAGUCGGCUAUUGGUGGUUACCUUAUCACGACGUCUCCUGUGUGGGUUUCAAAUACCCGUGAAACAGUAUGCGUGAGCCACCUGGAAGGACCAACACAGAUUGACUUUACACUGAAAAACACCUACACUUGGAACAAUGCAUUUUCCACAACUCAUUCACAGUCAUUCCCGGAAGGUGGCAGUUCUUGUUUUAAAAUUCAGGUUCCAGAUAUAUCAAUUUCAUACAGUACAUCCGCCACACUGACUGCACAUAUUGUGACAGCAACAGCAAUAGUUAAAAAAGAAAUGAGAAUACGCAUGUAUGGCGAACAACUAGAGACAUAUAUACAAACAGACAAACCAAAAUAUAAACCCGGACAAGAAGUGAAAUUUCGAAUGCUAUCGAUUUUAUCGCCAUCGAUGAAGGUUGUAAAAGAUAAUAUUUCAAUUGUGUGGAUCGAGGCUCCAAAUGGACUUCGAAUAAUGCAGUGGGAAGAUGUAAUUGGCGACCAGGGACUGAUUGAUCUACAGAUGCAACUCUCCGAUGAACCGAUGUUAGGAACAUGGGCCAUAAAGGCAAGGGUACAAGGAAAAACUGUAAUACAAAACUUCAUUGUUGAAGAAUAUGUUUUACCCAAGUUCGAAGUUGUAACUGAGACACCCUCUGCUAUUUACAUCCGUGAUGAAUCAUUUAAGAUUAAGAUAUGUGGAUUGUAUACAUACGGUCAGCCUGUAAGAGGAUCAGUCAAUGCAACAGUUUGCUUUAAAUAUUCAUGGACUGAUUGUGACCCAGAGACUAGUGUAGUGAAAUAUACUGAGGAUACUGGACCAGACGGUUGUGGAGAAUUUGAGUUGACUUCCGAAAAACUAAAAUGGGAUGUUUCGCAAUAUUAUUAUGGUGGUAGACAACUUUAUGUUGACGCUAACUUUACCGAGGCUGGAACUGAUAUCACGUUAAACGGAUCAUCAGUGUCUACUUCGAUUAAGAAUUCGGCUGUGAGAAUAGAAGUAUUAGGACUUAAUUAUUUUAAACCAGGAUUUGAAUACAAUGGCAAGGUCAUCGUCACUAAUGCUAAUAACACCCCAGCCAAUGGUAUAAAUCUAACAAUAGCGAUCAGAGAAAACUAUGACUCGGAAGAUAUUCAAGUAUUUAAUCUCGUAUCAGACAACGGAGUUGCAAUAUUCAGUUUCGAAGGACCUACUGACACUUCUGUGGCAUCGCUUUAUAUAAAGGUUACCGCCGAAGGGUAUGAAACAGACAGUACAUAUGAUGAUUUCUAUGGUUUCUAUAGAAUCGCCUACAAUCCCUAUAACGCAAAGUAUUUGACUGGUUUCUAUUCGCCUAGUGGAAGCUUUUUGAGUAUUAAACCAAUUCAGAGUGAACUAAAUUUUGGGACUGUACAUACUUUUGAUGUCGACUACACUGUGCCAACUGGUGACAAUGGAAAUAUUAGUAUCAAUUAUUUGGUACUAGCUAGAGGUGCAGUCGCAACAUCUGGUAGCUUAGAAGUGCCAACACCAAGCUGUUAUCGUAAAGAAAAGCGGGACAUCGUGCCAGCAACAUUUGAUUAUAAUACCUAUGAAAAUUUGCCACCAAAACCUGAUGGAGAAGAAUUAGUCAUAGGUUUGGAACCACUUCCACCGAAUUGUCGAUUCUCAUUUAAUCUACCGAUUGAGAUAACUCCUGAAAUGUCACCAAACGCAAAAGUAGUAAUAUAUUAUGUCCGUGCUGAUGAUGAAGUUAUUUCAGAUUCAAUUGAAAUUCAAGUUGUAAAAGGAUUAUCAAACCAGGUGGCACUGGACUUUGAAGACGAUGAAACGCGGCCUGGAGAAACUACCACACUUACAGUUGAAUCUGAAGCCAAUUCUCUCUGUGCUGUUGGAAUUGUAGAUAAAAGUGUCGAACUUUUAGGAUCGACUAACCAACUAACUACUGAUAAGGUGUUCAAUUCUCUGUAUCGAUAUUCGUAUGGGUACUUCUACUAUCCCUUGAAAAAAUGCACACGUCGUCUUUUUGAUGAUGUACGACCGUCUCCGGAUGAAGCGGUUUCUAAUCCACUACCUACCGCCAAAGGAUACACCCUGACAACAAGCACGUACACCAGGACAAAGCAUGCCGAUACUGUAACUGUUUUUCAGAAUGCCGGUGUCGCUUUUGCUACAAACUUAGACGUGGAAACAAGACCUUGCUAUGAAAUCACAAAUUAUUACUGGCAGAGGGAUUAUCCUGUCUACUAUUUUAAUAAGGGCGGGCUUCCUGGUGCACCUGGUCCUGUGGAUAGUGAAAUCGUGGCGGAAGAUAAUAUUGCGGUUGCACGAGGGGGUGAAGCUGGAGAGGCAGGUCAAGAUGAAGUGGUUCCAGAUGUGCCACCAGUCAAGAUACGAACAUACUUCCCAGAAACGUUAUUAUGGCAGAUUAAACGAACACACAAAGAAGAUGGGAUCGCUAAGUUUGAUUUAAAUGUUCCUGAUACAAUAACCGACUGGAAGGCAAAUGGAUUCUGUAUUUCACAGGAUGGCGACCUUGGUAUUUCGGAAACAGCGACUUUACGAGCAUUUAAACCAUUUUUCGUUUCACUUACACUUCCAUAUUCCGUUAUUCGUAAUGAGACAGUUCCAGUUAAGAUAACUGUAUUUAACUAUCUUUCCGACAAAUGCCUUAUGGUUAAGCUUGUUCUGCAGAGUAGUAAUAAUUUUACAAUACUUGGUGGUGACGUCACUCGUAAAGUGUGUGUUUGCGGUGGAAGCUCUAAAACGGUACAGUUCAGAAUCGUGCCACAUCAGCUAGGAGACGUUCCUAUUACAGUUACUGCUGUGACCAAAGGAUUUAAUGUGGCUACUAGCAGUAAGUAUUGCGACGGUACACCUGAAGCUGCUGACAGGAAGUAUGUUGGUCUGUCCGACGGCGUGCAGCGUGAUCUGCUAGUUGAGGCUGAAGGAAUUGAAACGGAUGUGACGCAAUCGUCGAUCAUCUGCUUGAGCAAUGGCGAAACAGAAACAUCUAGUUAUAUGGUGGACUUGCCUCACAACACUGUUCCAGGAUCAGCUAGAGUAAAACUUCAAGUAAUCGGAGACAUUAUGGGACCUGCGCUCAACAAUUUAGAUAGAUUAAUUCGUUUACCUACUGGCUGUGGAGAACAGAACAUCGUUAAGAUGGCGCCAAAUAUUUAUGUUCUACAGUAUCUUAUCAAUACAGGCCAAGCAAACGCUGAGCUCAAACAAAAUAUUAUUCACAAUAUUCAAACUGGCUACCAACGAGAACUAAACUACCGUCGAAGUGACGGGUCAUAUAGUGCCUUUGGGGAACAUGACCAGGACGGUAGUACUUGGUUGACAGCAUUUGUUGUAAGAUCAUUUGCAGAAUCAAAAGCGUUUAUUAAGGUUGAUGAAGAUUUAAUGACCGGGAGUCUUCGGUGGUUGAUAGACCAACAAAACCGGACUACAGGAUGCGUUAUGUCAACAGGGAGAUUAUUCAACAAGGCGAUGAAGGGUGGAGUAUCGGAUGAAAUAACUCUGACUGCAUACACUAUGAUAACAAUGUUAGAAGCUGGUGGUGGUCAGACCACGGACAGAGCUAUUUCUCAGGCAACUAAAUGUCUUGUUACCCGAUGGAAUAAAAUUGAUUCUGGUAUUCGAAAUGACUCGUACUCUGUAGCAUUACUUGCGUAUGCAUUUAAGCUUUCUGGUAACACCCUAUACUCUGAUGUACUUAACCAACUAAAUGCUCUUGCAAUCGAAGAAAAUGGGUUGAAACACUGGGAGCGUCCGGAAAGCCUUCGGCCUAAGAAUACAUGCUUCUAUUGCCGCGCCCCCUCAGCAGAAGUUGAAAUGACUGCGUACGCACUUCUUGCUCUUGAUUUGAAUACGGACGCUAAUCAAGUGGAAGGAUUAAAGAUUUCUCGAUGGCUUGCUCAACAACAGAAUGCAUACGGGGGAUACUCAUCCACCCAGGACACUGUCAUAGCCUUGAAAGCACUGUCUUAUUUUGCUGAGGUACUCUAUGGUGGAGAGACAACGCAGAUGAAUAUUAAAGCAUCUUCGUCGGCUGAUGGCGAAGUAAAUGAGUUUGUGAUCGACUCAUCUAAUCGUCUUUUGCUGCAAAGGAUGGAUAUUGAAAAAGCGCCAACAACGGUUGACAUUGAUGCUUCAGGAAGUGGAUGUGCUCUUGUGCAGGUUCAGGCACUUUACAACAUCUACGAAAAACCAGCAGUAGAGCAGGAACCGUUUAGUAUCAGUGUUGAUACAUCAACUCCUGAUGAAAAGCUUGGGUGCGAAAAGCAAACAAUGCGAAUAACUAUAUCGUAUAACGGCGAUGAUGGCGCUUCUAGUAUGGCUAUUGCAGAAGUCAAACUUGUGUCUGGUUACUAUGCAGAUAAACAGUCUCUCUACAGAUUAAGCAAAGAUGCUGACCUUAGGAAACUUGGAUUUAAGCGUUAUGAAGUCAGUGGUAAUAUGGUGGCCUUCUACUUUGAUGAGUUCACUUCCAAGCCCUUAAGCUUUGAAUUCGACGUAGAACAAGUAAUCAAAGUCAAGAAUGCGAAACAAGGAACAAUAACUGUUUAUGACUACUAUGAAGCAGAAUUGAAGUCUGUCAUAUCUUACAAACCUUGUUGAAGCUAUUGCAUCACAAAAUGUUUCUUUCAUUGCUGAGUCCUGAUCGAAUAUGACUAUAAUAAUCCUCUUCGAUAAUUAAAUUUAAACUUGUAAAUCAUACAUGUGUUAGUUUGUAGUAGUGUAUGUUCGUGUAUUAAAUGAUAUGGUUUUAGUACAGUAUGUCUUUACUUUGGGACACACUAAUUUUAUUUUCAUUGUCGUUUGAAGUUUACAAGCAUAGUCCUACUUUACAAUACAAUUAUAAUACAAUGUGUCAAUGGUAAGCUAUGACAAAAAACGAAAGUAAUAGUUGUAAUAGCAUUGUAUAGACCCGACAAAGACGGUCAACCACGACUAUCACUUGCAACUAAGUCUUAAUCUGUGCAGUUGCAAGUACAUAUGCAAUGUCAGAACUUGUAGGACUACUAUAUUACACAUCGGACUGGCAUAAAAACUGGCAUCCACUUCAAAUUUAACGUCAAAGUAGUGUAGAUUACGAACACGAACCAGCUUUUCACCUCGAAAUUUCUAAAAGGUAGUUGAAAUGUUAAAACACAGUGAACUGAAUCAAAUUAUUUAAAUGCCAACAUAAAUAAACCAACUUAUGAAAAUUUUUUAUUAAUGUAUUCAGUUUUAAUGACAAAAUAGAAAACACUGAAUAAACUCAAAGAUGUAUGA